GCCACUCGUUAAAGUCAGGAGAUAAAGGUUUGGUUUUCUUUGUGUCGAGAUGGCGGGCAGAAUUAAGAAAUUCUACGAUUUGACAGCUAAACUGCUGACUGGGGAGGUGUUAAACUUCUCCGAGCUGAAGGGCAAAGUGGUUCUCAUCGAGAAUGUCGCUUCGCUCUGAGGCACGACGGUCAGGGACUACACUCAAAUGAAUGAGCUGCACGCGCGCUACGCCGACCAGGGACUCGUGGUGCUGGGUGUGCCCUGCAAUCAGUUCGGCCAUCAGGAGAAUGGCAAGAAUGAAGAAAUCCUAAAAUGCCUUAAGUUUGUUCGUCCAGGAAGUGGUUUUGAGCCCAAAUUCCAGCUUCUGGAGAAGGUUGAAGUAAAUGGCGGGAAUGCACACCCCUUGUUCGUCUUCCUCAAGGAGAAACUACCCACCCCCAGUGAUGAUGCAGUGUCCUUGAUGACUGACCCAAAGUCUAUCAUUUGGAGCCCAGUAUGUAGAAAUGAUGUGUCCUGGAAUUUUGAGAAGUUUCUUGUUGGUUCUGAUGGGGAGCCGUUCAAACGCUACAGCAGAAAUUUCUUGACAAUCAACAUUGAAUGUGACAUCCAAAAGCUCCUUGGCCUUCAGAAGUAAGCUAUCGCAGUAUGGGUAAUAUGGCCAUAUGUGGAAGGAUAUUUGCUUCAUGGGCCAUAUUUUCCUUCCUAUUUGCGUAUUGCCAGUCCAGCCUGCUUGCUAAUGUCCACUGUCUUUAAAUCAUCCUCUUUUGUGCAAGAUGCUGCUGCAGUUUAGCACUUUUACUAUAUGAAGCCAUCCUUUUAAAACCUUAGUGAAAAAGAUGUCUGAGAAAACUGUAAAAGUCUUCACUUGACUGUAGUAUCCGGCCCACGUGAAGGAUGUCUGAAUUUUUGUAAUCAGUGGACCAAUAAAAAUGAAAAAAGGAAAA
Messenger RNA from Brienomyrus brachyistius, 935 nucleotides. It is a transcript of the gene gpx1a, whose product is annotated as glutathione peroxidase 1a. The record is from RefSeq and is a predicted model, not a curated record. Gene Ontology annotation, molecular function: glutathione peroxidase activity. Gene Ontology annotation, cellular component: cytosol; mitochondrion. The transcript has 2 exons. Gene Ontology annotation, biological process: response to selenium ion; response to hydrogen peroxide; glutathione metabolic process. Lineage: Eukaryota; Metazoa; Chordata; Actinopteri; Osteoglossiformes; Mormyridae.